CUACUACUCAGAAGGCUUGAAUUCCAGCUCAGGUCCCGUACUAUCACGCACCCACCUCUUAUCAGCUUCUUGACAGAUGCAAUCAAAUUCGCACUUCACCACGGGCCCAUGAUCACACAUUAUCCGCUCGAAAUUUAUCACUCUGCUAUCAUAUUCCCACCCCUCAACUGUACCGUCAGAAAUCAGUUCUGGGAUCAGAGGCCGCGAUUUCUGAAGAGCAGCCAUAUUAGCGAAGCUAACUGGCAUUCGGAGAUUGCUAUAAUCCAGUCUAAGGGCAUGCUAACUGCUUUGGCCUUCGAGGCAAGUGGAAGUACACUUCUCUCUUGUUCAGGGCAUUUUGACACUGGUACGGUACUGAUAAAGAAAUGGGAUCUCGGCGCGGGGAGGAUGACAAGUCAACCUCUCCCAGUGUUGGGCUUAUCCGAAUACGGGGCAAAAGCUGUGUUCUCGCAAGAUUCCACGCUGCUCGCUGCCGCGGAUGAGCAGGGUCUGUGGGUUCUGGAGAUUUCAAAUCCGCAACAGACGUCAAAAAGAAGCCUGAGCGGGCUCGGUGAUAUCGAUUCAAUAGCUUGUCUCCCGGAUGGGAAGGGCUUUGCAACGAUCUCAAAUUCAAAACUGCAGCUUUGGAACAACGCCUUGGAGGAGGUUCAGCCCUCGCAUCAGUUCAGCUACAGCAUGACAAUGUCGAAAAUAGCGUUCACACCUGAUGGCAGAACCCUCGCAACCGCCCCGUAUCGGCCUUCAACGACAAUAUAUCUCUGGGAUUGGACAGCUAGGAUAGAGCUGCAACCACUGAUGACACAUGUCGAGGAUGACGCAGGCAGACACUGGUCAGACUUGUCCAUAUAUACCAUCGCCUUCUCGCAGGAUGGGAAAACAAUCGCCGCCGCAGUCGGAAGAAAGAUUCGCCUCUGGGAUAUAACAACCAGACGACUGAAGUACGUCCUAGACUAUAUCGAGGACGGAGACACGUUCCCUUACAUUCUUUCUUUCUCACCGGACGGGUCAACGCUUGCGGCGGGCGAUAGCAAUCACCGGAUACUUUUGUGGGAUAUUUCCAAACAGUCAGAAAGUUUCAUCAGAAUGUCAACGGCUACUGGCUACAAAGGCCCAUGGGAUGAUGUGCGCCUUCUAGACGAUUUGAAGACGAUUUUAUCAGUCAACAUUUCCUUCAUUGAUAGCAAUACUACCCUACAAGAAUGGAACUUGGAGAACGGGAGAAAAAGAGUAUUCGAGUCGAAGUUAUUGCAGACAUUGACUCGCCAAGAUUUCUUUGCUUUCCCCCGAGGUCACGAGCGAGGACGCUUCAGAUUUCAUGUUCUUAUGGAAAGGUAUUUACCCAACAUACUCUACAUGUAUGAAAACUUGAGUAUGCCUGAUCCGGGUCUGAAGGGAAAGAAACGUCCCGACCCGGAGGAUGGAGGGAAGGCUAGGGAUAUAGGAACUCUUUCCAUCUGUAAUGCAGAACACGCUGUUGCACCCGCCGGGUUUGGCGCCCCUCCCGAUCGGGUAUAGCGCUACGUCAGACUCGCGUGCUCGCACGGCCCGGCUGCGCCUGCAACAUAAAUACGAGCCGAUCCUCUCUGACGUC
Molecule: messenger RNA, 1591 nt
Organism: Canariomyces notabilis
Lineage: Eukaryota; Fungi; Ascomycota; Sordariomycetes; Sordariales; Chaetomiaceae
Product: tricorn protease domain 2-containing protein
Exons: 2
Coding region: 109-1515 (468 amino acids)
Molecular function (GO): protein binding
Source: RefSeq, a predicted model, not a curated record